Oncorhynchus kisutch (coho salmon) is the source of this 1939-nucleotide messenger RNA. RefSeq names its product cordon-bleu WH2 repeat protein-like 1a (gene cobll1a). Gene Ontology annotation, molecular function: actin monomer binding. The coding region runs from base 270 to 1331 and encodes 353 amino acids. The transcript is spliced from 9 exons. The record is from RefSeq and is a predicted model, not a curated record. Lineage: Eukaryota; Metazoa; Chordata; Actinopteri; Salmoniformes; Salmonidae.
UAGAACUAUAAAGCCUCCUAGCAACGCAUUCCGGAGAGCAGCACUCACGUAUUACAGUAUAGGAACGUGGUGACGAACAUUUACUCACAGCUGCAGAGGAAGGCAUGCAUUGUUGAACUCGCUUCUGACAUAAACUAGGGGUUUGACAUUUUGCAUGCUGGUGCUCAGUUUUGUCAACUACGCGUGCCCCAAAACGCUGAACAAUACGUUUGUGUGCGUGAAUAUUGGGUCUUUCUUAUUUGACGACCGUGUCCAGAAAAGCCGUUCCGAUGUUGUCUCGAGAUUCACCUGAGAUUCAGUCAAGUCUCAGACUUUGGUCGCGUCUAGACCCCUGGGGAAGAUCCAUGGAGGAGGAGGAGAACCCUUUGGAGAGGGAGCAUACUCUAGCAGUGGUUCUACCAGGAGGCCUGGAGAAAAUGGCCACGGUACAUGGGAGUAAACCUGUGAUGGACUUACUGGUCACACUCUGUGCCCAGUACCACCUGAAUCCAUCUGACUUCACCAUGGAAAUCCAGUCGGCCAAUAGAAACGACAUCUCCUUCAAACCCAGCACUCUGAUUGGAGCCAUGGAGCCUCACAGGAUCCUACUGAAACCUAAAGGGGGAGAGGAGAAGAUAAAGAGGCCAUACGUGCCAGAGGUCACCGUACGUCUGCUGAUCAACUACAAGAAGAACCAUAAGGCUGUUGUGAGGGUCAACCCUAGAGUCCCUCUGGAGCAGCUCCUGGCUGCCGUGUGUGAGAAGUGUGAGUUCGACCUGGAGUCCACCAUUUUGCUGAGCGCCAACGACUCUGAAGGACCUUUAAACCUCAGCAGGUCCCUCGAUGACUAUGGACUAAGGGAACUAUACGCCAAGGACAUGGCAGCUGUCAGUCCUGAAGUGGUUAUCACACUACCUCCCCCCGAGGAAGCACCUGUAGAAACACCCCCCCUACCAAGUAAAGAGCAGAAACAGAAGGAGAAAGAGAACAGGGGAUUGUUCGGCUUAUUCAGGAGAAUUAAGAAGAAACCAGAAAAGGGUCUCUCAGUGAGUGCCCCGGCCUCGCGUGGUCUGAAAAACCAGCAGGUGGCCAGCAUCAGCAUGAACUCCCUGGGUAUCCACUCCUCCAACACCCUGCCCAUGGACAACACCAUGGUCAAGAAAAGACGGGCACCCAUGCCCCCCAUGGCAGGCUCCCAAAGUGUCCCUGCUAACCUCAACGUCCAGCCGUUGACCUCUAGGAAGAAGAGGAGAGCCCCCCCGCCACCCCCCUGUGCCCCCCCACCACCAUCCUCCUGUGUUAACACCCACAAAGGAGCACCCCAGGACACUGAGAUCAAAGACGGCGAGUGAGAGCUGUGUCCUCCUUUCCUCUUCCUCUGCUGCUCCUCCUGCUCCUCCUUCUGCUCCACUCUCCUCUUGUCCCCGUGGUGAACGAUUCUUCCUCCUCUCCACCGUGUAGUUUUUGAACUGUCAUGCUUGUCACUCGGUAGUCUUAUAAGCUCUUAUUUUAUUUCAGUUUUAUUUGUUGAUUUUGUUAUUGUGUUUGUGCUUUUACCGCCUUGUAACCUUUUUGAGUUUCUCUGCGCUUUAGAUGGUAGGUUCCUCAGCACAGUAACACAGCUUUGUUUUUCCUGCUACACCAUAACUGUGCCUUCUAAAGAGACGCUACAUACAAUACACACCUCCGUGUAAAUGACGUACAUUACUUCACUAGUUCACUUUUGAAUGAAACCAUGAAGGGGAUUAGGUUUUAUUGUCUCCAAUGUGUCUUUUCUGUCUUCUUUGUUGUUUUUCUGUUCCUCAAUUGACAUGUUUUCUACCAUUCACCUCUUUCUUUUCAAUCAGUUCAUAGUUUAAACUACAUCUGUUGAGGAGAUCAUGUUUUCUAAGUCAGACAUAGGUUGCUAUUCCUUGUGCAAAUGUAUUCAUUUUGAUUUUAAUAAAGUGCUUUGAUUAAC